UGGGUGGACCGCGAAACCGACCAUUUCCGCAGUUCGCUGCACGCCUCGCGCCUGACCGCAAAAGAGCCGAUCACACACGCCCAUCCGCAGGCCUGCGAGCCGCGCUGCGCGGACGUCUUCAAGCACUACUUGGCCUGCGCUGAUCGCAUCGAGCAGAAGGGCGCGGGUGCGGGCGCCGCGUCCUUAAACACAAAACCGCCAUCGUACGCCAUCGCCGCGACCGCACCACAACCCCGCAGGCGACUGCGAGCCCUACUACUUCGACUGGCUCAAGUGCAUAGACAAGUGCGCGAUGCCGCACAUCAUGCAGAAGCUCAAGUAGAAUUCUUUAAAUAUUAUUAG
This is a messenger RNA of Pelagomonas calceolata, 342 nucleotides long. Lineage: Eukaryota; Pelagophyceae; Pelagomonadales; Pelagomonadaceae. The record is from the annotation of a GenBank genome assembly.